Molecule: messenger RNA, 437 nt
Organism: Neurospora tetrasperma FGSC 2508
Lineage: Eukaryota; Fungi; Ascomycota; Sordariomycetes; Sordariales; Sordariaceae
Exons: 1
Coding region: 41-373 (110 amino acids)
Source: RefSeq, a predicted model, not a curated record
CUUAUUUUCAAAGACGGGAUAGACAGACGGAUCGGGUAUCAUGCGUGCAUGGGUUUUGCAAGCAAAGAGGAGUUCUGCGUCCCGGGGCUGGCUGGCUGGGUGGGCAGAUAUCAUGACAUGGCAUGGCGCGACGGGGAAACGGGGAACGAAUUACACUGCAGUGGCUCGGGCUAGAUUUUACAUUCCCAACAUAUGUAGACGGGUUAUUACGGACGUCGAAGCUACCUUUCUUCUCUUCUCUGCUUUGCUUUGCUUUCGUUGGUUUUUCUACUCCUCUUACUUUCUCGCUCAAAGCAGGCGGGACGACAAGAUAAUCAGGGUGGUGUGGUGUGGUGGGUGGUCUUACUAUGAGCUUGAGCUUUCCGUAGAGUAAGUCUAGAGAUGGAGACGGGCAACGGGAACUUCCGGGAAGGAGAUAUAUCCUUUCUGUCUUUCUC